Marmota flaviventris (yellow-bellied marmot) is the source of this 508-nucleotide messenger RNA. It is a transcript of the gene Timm8b, whose product is annotated as translocase of inner mitochondrial membrane 8 homolog B. Lineage: Eukaryota; Metazoa; Chordata; Mammalia; Rodentia; Sciuridae. The record is from RefSeq and is a predicted model, not a curated record.
CUCACCCGAGUCUGAUUCUGAGAAUGGCGGAGCUUGGGGAGGCGGACGAAGCGGAGUUACAGCGCCUGGUAGCCGCUGAACAGCAGAAAGCGCAGUUCACUGCACAGGUGCACCACUUCAUGGAGCUAUGUUGGGAUAAAUGUGUGGAGAAGCCAGGGAAUCGCCUAGACUCUCGAACUGAAAAUUGUCUCUCUAGCUGUGUGGACCGCUUCAUUGACACUACUCUUGCCAUCACCAGUCGGUUUGCCCAGAUUGUACAGAAAGGAGGGCAGUAGGCCACCCCUUAAGAAAAUGACAAAAGCAGUGGACUUGUUAUUAAGCAGAUUGAAGUGCAAGUGGGGGAGGAAUUGUCAACUGAUUGUCAAGUCAGCAUCAGGCUGUUACCAAGUUUGUUGGUGCUAAAAAGUAACAGAUCGAAUGUUCAAAAAGUGAAAUUUUAUUUAUUUGGAAUUCAGAAAUUCCAGGUUGUAUCACACCAGUUAUUCAAUAAACAUGAAUUCUCCAACUU